Molecule: messenger RNA, 2022 nt
Organism: Microbotryum saponariae
Lineage: Eukaryota; Fungi; Basidiomycota; Microbotryomycetes; Microbotryales; Microbotryaceae
Source: the annotation of a GenBank genome assembly
AUGCCGACGGCACGAGGCAAGCUUACGGAUGAUCUAGAGGGACAGGAAGACGUACCUUUUCUUGAUGACGAAGGAAAAGAUCCGAGAAGCGACUUGUUUGCUUUUGGCGACGAGGAUGCCCUCAACCGGACGAGGUUCGAUGAGUCCCAACACAACUCAGCACAUGACUAUCCUCCCGCGGCCCCAAACACCUCCCCUCAGUCCCACAGCUGGGUCCACGAGUUCAAACAUGGUAAAUGGAGACGUAUGGUAGUCCCAUCGAUUAUGCUUUACCUCCUCUACGCGUCCUACACGCUCUUUCGAACGUCCGGUCCGAGCGACUGGUGGUGGGCAAAGUCAUCGCCGGUCGUGUUCGAUUUGCUCGAUCCGACCGUGUAUGUCAAGACCCCUGGACAGAGUUUGCUCGAUCGAGGGAAAGUCAAUUGGGGUCAGUAGCAGCAGAGCUCUGUCUAAAUACUCAAAUUUGCCAUGAAAGAGGCCGAGCUGAACGCCAAUAUUUUUAUUUCAACGCAGGACCCUUUACCUUGAAUCAUCCCACAGACGAGGUUGCAUGGACAGCCCAGGCCGGGGAACCCUUCACCCUCAUCGUUCAAUGCGACGCGUCCAUCGUCGGCACAGAAGAGUGCAGUCCACAGUACGUCGUGCACUUCCGCGGACCGGUCUCCGAAGCCGUACCGUCAAACCCGGCGUUCUACAAACAUGAUCUCAAGACAGGAACGACCGAGAUCCGACACACGUUGAUCCAGGCCGGGUUUUACGAUAUUUGGAUCACCCCGGAAGUGAUUGGGAACCCAGAUUGUUCGGAAAAUGAUCAGCAUUGGACCGUCAAGGGGAGUGGACAACGGCCAUUGCACGUUGUCGAAGCUCCAAAAUCCUCCCGGCUCGUCUCAGACGGGUUUAGAGAGUGCACCGCGGUCGACUAUGAGGGCCCGGCACACGGCAGGUGGAUCAGUGUUCCCCACAUCAAUCCCAAGUACCGCCUCACACCAUGGCUUCAAAGUCACUUGCAGGAUCGAGGCAAGUAUCCACCCGGCGUUUCCCUCGAGAACUCCUGAGAAUCUGCCGCUGACCCAUAACCGUCUCCCCUGCAGACACGAACCUCACCACAACCGAUCAAUACAUCUACGUCCCCUAUCGGUGCAAGCAAACGCGACUCGACGUAAAAAAAUCGCUGGAAGAGCUCCCUUCGGUCAAGCAUGUCGCCUACAUUGGCGACUCGAUCCUGCGCACGUCCUUUUGCGGCCAUCUCUACCCUUCACUCCACGACGGACAAAUUGGAGGGAACUGCCUCUAUUCGGACGACCUGAAGACGUAUCAUUAUUCUUCCAAGACUUUUGAGUACUCUCUUUCCAACGUCAAGAAGGAUACAAAUCGAGGUGUUGUCCGCUUCAGCCAGCGCUUCCUCACGGACGAGUUCGAUAAGUGGCAAGACACGCUAGCCGACCUCGUCAGUCCAGGCGUUCCCCCCCUCACGCACGUCAUCGUGAACGUGGGUCUAUGGCUCGCCCUCAUCGGCGAAGAAGCAUACAUGCAACGUGUCUCCGAGUUACUGGGUUACGUCCAAGCCGUCACCCCGCCUUCGGUCCAUAUCAUCUGGGCCUCGACCCCGUCCGUCAGUCCGGGGAUCGUGUGCUAUAAUAUGUUCAAGAGGAGGGGGUUGCGGCAUCAUGGGAUCUUGGCUCAGAGAGUCCUAGGGAUUUUUGGAGAGCGGUUCCCCUUGCUCAAGGUCGAUUUCAUCGAUUACUAUCGUUUAACGGAUGCGAGACCCGAGACAUCGACCGAUGGGAGGUGAGCACUAAGUUUUGAUGCGGCGGAGUGCGUGGCGUUCGAUGCUUGCUGAUCCCCAAGACACAUCUUGCGUGUUUCACUUACAGACACUGGGUGAGGGAGGACCAGCCUAUUCCGUGGAUGUACGAGGUGCGACCUUGGGUUGGUGCGGCGGACAACGCACUCUUCCAAUGGGCUUGGGAUAUUUGGCGAGUUCGAGCCGAGGACGACCAGAGUGCGAGGGUCAACUCUUAA